Messenger RNA from Sipha flava (yellow sugarcane aphid), 1921 nucleotides. Its product is annotated as UDP-glucuronosyltransferase 2B1-like. The coding region runs from base 153 to 1724 and encodes 523 amino acids. The transcript has 6 exons. Lineage: Eukaryota; Metazoa; Arthropoda; Insecta; Hemiptera; Aphididae. Gene Ontology annotation, molecular function: UDP-glycosyltransferase activity. The record is from RefSeq and is a predicted model, not a curated record.
AUACUUAGUUAAUCGGUGAUUUAUAUCAUAGUUUACACAUUAAACGAUACGUAUGCGUUGACCAACGCUUGAGAAACUACCCACUGCCCACUACGCACUGCCCUCGCCGGAUUCUUCACUGGUCGUUUGUGUUCACUAUUGACGAAUUCAAGAUGCUGGGGCGCGCGGCGGCAACGGCGAUGAUGGCGGCGCUGUGGAUCGGUUGUUGGUGCGGCGGUUGCCGGGCGUACCGGAUCCUGGCGUACGAGCCGAGCGUCGGGCACAGCCACUGGAACGUGAUGUCGGCCGUGCUGGAGAGCCUGGUGGACGCGGGCCACGUGGUGGUGUGCGCGACCGUGCACCCGGCCACCGGGCGUCUAGCCGGCCAUCCGAACUACACGCACGUGGACAUGGCGGCCGGGGUGCCGGAGCACGCGCACCGGACGGCCCGGGACCUGGACUACGCGCAGCUGAUGUCACUGUUCCGGUCGAACGCGUUCCUCGUGCGGUCCGUCACCGACCUGACGCGGCGCAUGUGCCGGCUGUUGUUCGAGAUGCCGGGCACGCGGCGGUAUCUGGUCGGCGGUGGCCGCGCGGGCCGAUUCGACGCGGUCGUCGUGGAGUCGCUGCACUCGGAGUGCGGCGCCGCGCUGCCCCGGGCGCUGCGCGUGCCCGCCGUGUACGUGGUGCCGUGCCCGCCGGUCAGCUGGAUGCCCGCGGCCACCGGGUCACCGGACAGCCCGUCGUACCUGGGCGCGUUGCUCGCCGACCGCCCGACGCCCGUCACGUUCCGGGACCGGCUGGCCAACGCGCUCGUUUACGUGCACACCCAGCUGGUGCGGCGGUACCACGACGCCGGCUCCUGGGUUCACGACACCGCCGUCCUGUCACCGUCCGCGUCAACAGGCGCCGUGGUGCUGAUCAACACGCACCACUCGAUCGAACCGGCCCGGUCGGCGGGGCCCAACGUCGUCGAUAUCGGUGGCAUUCACCUGCGGCCCGCAGGACCGAUACCCCGAGAUUUAGCACAAGUGCUGGACGACAGUGAUGAAUUCGGAGUAAUCGUGUUUUCUUUCGGAUCUUUGGUGGCGUUGAACUCACUGCCUGAGGACAUAUUAGACAAGCUAAAAUCCGUAUUCAGACAACUGCCCCAGACGAUCAUUUGGAAGUACGAAAACGAUCACAUGCCCGACAAGCCGGACAACGUGGUGCUAUACAAAUGGUUACCGCAACGUGCAAUAUUACAACACCCAAACGUGAAAGUAUUCAUCAGUCACGGUGGGUUGAACGGAGUGUACGAGGCUGUAGAUGGCGGAGUUCCAAUUCUCGGUAUACCUUUGUUUUUCGACCAACCUCGAAACAUUCAAAAUCUCGUGGAUCUCGGAAUGGCGUUAUCUUUGAAAAUCAACGAAUUCACUGAAGCGACCCUAUACGAAGCCAUUAAUCGAUUAAUCGAGGAUCAAAAGUACUGUAAAUUAAUGAAUUUUUCAGAAAACGCCAAACGGGUGUCGACCCUGUUCAAAGACCGUCCCAUGUCACCGUCCGAUUCCGCCGUCUACUGGAUCGAAUAUCUGAUUCGACACGGAUCUGAAGCUAAUGUCACGCCCCCGUCAGCGGACGCUUCUUGGACCGUUCACUUCAUGGUAGACCAGCUAUUCGUCGCCUUGUCGGUCUUGGCACUCGCGUUAUGGUGCAGCGUACGAGUCUUCCGUUACAGGACAUCGAUCGGAAUACCGGGGAAAUAAAGUCUCACAUCAGUUACCGCGGCCGCGGUAGGAUGCCAUUUUCGGAGGGCAUAUUGGUCAAAUUAUUUUCAAGUACGCUGUAUUAGUAAACAGAGACGACGUUUAAGUUCGACCGCCGAAAAAUGCCAUUCUUGUUAAUUUUAUUUUUAUACUUAAAAAUUAAUAAUAAUAACAAUAUAAGUUUUAAAAUAAAAAUA